AUGGACCACAUCUCUUUAUGCACCGAAUUGCACAGAUGUCUCACGACGCAGGAUGAGCAAGAGCUUGUGCAACUAAGCAAGCUUGCACAAGACAAAAAGGAUUUAUCCGCCACUUACCUUUCUAUUCACAACCGUUCUCUAGCUGAUUCUAUCGUUUUCUAUCUGCCCAGGGGACAUAUCCAGCUCCUUAUGACCCUAGUGUGGAGCAUGAACACCGCGGCACGAGUCCGCACCAUUCAUGCGGGUAUCGUAGAUAACAUUAAUCCGCCCUCCUUGAUCGAUACCAUUAUUCUAUCGCCUACAGUAAGUGAUUCUGCGGGGAAUAAUGAAUGGCAUACAAUCUGCAAGGAGUACAGUACCACCUACAAGACUCAGCUCCCAGCCACGCUCAACAUAGUUCUUUCGAAGCUUCCGUCCCUCUGGGCGAAACUUUGCCUCCUGUGGAUAGAGUCACAGAAGCUGCGGAGCACUGACCCUGAAGCUGACGCUAACAAGCUCCUUGUUGCUCUUCGGACGAAGGAUAUAGAUGCAAUAGCCUUCAUAAUAGGGACCGCAGACCCCAGCACCUGGCAAUUUACUUUGAAUGCGUUCGAGCGCCAGGCUGGAGACACCCUCAUGUCGGUUCUUAGCAACACCCUCAGGCGGCACGAUCUUGUUGCUUGCCAGCUAGCAUCUCAAGCAUUGCUAGGCCAGGCCGAGGCGGCUGCUCUCUUGAUAUACAGGGCUGUUGCAGACUAUGGAGACCACGAUAGACUCAUACGUGUUACAGCCUUCUGCUAUGAUAGAGUGAAGGAUAUAGGAGAACACUACAAAAGGUAUGGAGACAUUGGAAGCGAUAUAAGACGUGUAUUCCGCGAGCCAGUUGCGCGCGCAUGCGCUACUUUGUGGGGCAUCCCUUCCCUGUGCCCAUAA
Messenger RNA from Giardia duodenalis, 912 nucleotides. RefSeq names its product Alpha-15 giardin. Bases 1 to 912 code for a protein of 303 amino acids. The transcript has a single exon. The record is from RefSeq and is a predicted model, not a curated record. Gene Ontology annotation, molecular function: calcium-dependent phospholipid binding; calcium ion binding. Lineage: Eukaryota; Fornicata; Diplomonadida; Hexamitidae.